This is a messenger RNA of Contarinia nasturtii (swede midge), 2058 nucleotides long. It is a transcript of the gene bumpel, whose product is annotated as sodium-coupled monocarboxylate transporter 1. The record is from RefSeq and is a predicted model, not a curated record. Lineage: Eukaryota; Metazoa; Arthropoda; Insecta; Diptera; Cecidomyiidae. Gene Ontology annotation, molecular function: symporter activity. The coding region runs from base 216 to 1988 and encodes 590 amino acids. Gene Ontology annotation, cellular component: membrane. Gene Ontology annotation, biological process: sodium ion transport; transmembrane transport. The transcript has 13 exons.
GUAAAAUCUUUGUCAUUUUGGUGGCACUAGCGCUCACUAUUCGUUGUGAAUUUUCUUUGCUCUUACGUUUCGUUAAAUAUUGAAUACUGUGAAGAAUUGAAUGCACUGUGGAAGAGUUAGGAGUAGAUCGAUUGUUGAUUGAAGUGACGUCUUCAGUGAAAGAUUUUGUUUGGUAGAUUUUGAAGUUUAAAAAACUGGCAAUCAAUUGAAACAAAAUGCCUAACAUAAGUGAUGUUCUCACCUCGCAACUCGAACGGUUUUCGUGGUCUGAUUACUCGUGUUUCGUGAUGAUGCUAAUGGUAUGCAUAGUUAUCGGAAUCUAUUUCGGGUUCUUUGAGAAAAAGGAAAAUACCGAAGAUGAAUAUCUCGUCGGUAAUAGAAAUAUGCCAAUAUUUCCUGUUAGUCUAUCUUUGGUUGCAAGCUUCAUUAGUGGCAUUACAUUUGUCGGGUUACCCACAGAAGUUUAUUCAUUUGGAAUUCAAUAUGUGUAUUCCGCUGGCGGUGUUUUAUUGAUGGGCUUCUUUAUGUCGACAUUUUAUCUGCCUGUUUUUCAUGAACUAAACAUAACAUCGACUUAUGAGUAUUUGGAGGCUCGUUUUGAUCGUCGAUUGAGAAUGUUCGGCGCAAUAAUGUUUACUAUAAUGAACAUUGGUUAUUUACCAAUAGUAAUAUAUGUACCAGCACUUGCAUUUAAUCAAGUGACUGGAGUCAAUGUUCACAUUAUUACGCCAAUUGUUUGUGUCAUUUGUGUAUUUUACACGUGCGCUGGUGGCAUUAAGGCAGUGGUAUGGACAGAUGUGAUUCAAACAAUUUCAAUGUUUGGUGCACUUGUAAUUGUGGCGGUCAAGGGCACUUCAAAUGUGGGCGGCUCGAAUGUUGUGUUCACAGAGGCUUGGAAUAGUGGUCGAAUUGAGGCACCAAUAUUGGAUAUUAAUCCAACUAUUCGACACUCAAUAUGGUCACAAGUGUUUGGGGGCAUAAUAUAUUGGUUACAAGCAAAUGCCGUAUCUCAAAACAUGAUACAACGUUAUCUUGCAUUGCCCACAUUGAAAGCGGGUCGAAUUGCGCUCUACAUUUUUAUUGGUGGUGUUAUAAUAUUAAUGUGUUUAUGUUCAUACAUUGGUUUAUUAAUUUAUGCCACUUAUAAAUCAUGUGACCCGUUGACAACGAAAUUGGCAUCCGCCCGAGAUCAACUGCUACCCUUAUUUGUGAUGGACACGCUGGGAGGGCAUUUUGGAUUGACUGGCUUAUUUGUUGCUGGUGUUUUUAGUGCGGCGUUAUCUUCACUUUCUACAUGUUUGAAUUCUAUGUCAGCCAUUGUAUUGGAAGACUUUGUGAAGCCAUUUGUGAAGAAACCUUUAUCGAAUACAUCAAUUAACUGGAUUAUGCGAAUGGUUGUUGUUGUGAUGGGCAUUAUUUGCGUUGCUCUUGUUGUUGUCGUUCAAAAAAUGGGCACCGUACUUCAACUGACAAUGAGCUUGGAAGCAAUCACAAACGGACCGUUGUUGGGCAUUUUCACGAUCGGCAUUCUUCUCCCAUGGAUCAAUGCAACGAAUACAUUAAUUGGUGGAAUAUGCGGUGUAUUGGCUAUGUCAUGGGUCAGUUUGAAUGCUCAAUGGGCGAUCGCCUCGGGUGCAAUUCAAUUUGAACACAAAGAAAUGUCUAUUAGUAACUGUUCAUAUGACUUUGAAUUAACAGUUAAACCGGAAUUCGUUCAUGAAUCUGAAACGUUUGCUCUCUAUCGAAUAUCAUACAUGUGGUACACAGCCUUCGGUGCGUUGACAACGUUAAUUUUCGCUGGUUUGGGAACAUUUAUUUCGGGUGCUAGUGAUGCUUCAAAAGUGGAUCUCAAACUAAUUGCACCAUGUCUAAGGAAAUACAUUCGUGUUGAUCGCAGUAGAAAGUUGCCGAAAAAAUCUCAUCCAAAUCGAAAUGUUAUACCAGAAGUGGACGAAGAAAGUUUUGGAGAAAAAGAAUCAACUCUAUAAGCGUACGGUUUUUACAAAUGUAUUUUAUUAUCCUAUUAAUUCAAUAAAUAUUGGAAGAGAUUCAAUCGAA